Portunus trituberculatus (swimming crab) is the source of this 3981-nucleotide messenger RNA. RefSeq names its product dual specificity protein phosphatase 10-like. The record is from RefSeq and is a predicted model, not a curated record. The transcript is spliced from 5 exons. Gene Ontology annotation, biological process: protein dephosphorylation; negative regulation of MAPK cascade. Gene Ontology annotation, cellular component: cytoplasm; cytosol. Gene Ontology annotation, molecular function: MAP kinase tyrosine/serine/threonine phosphatase activity; protein tyrosine/threonine phosphatase activity. Bases 346 to 1614 code for a protein of 422 amino acids. Lineage: Eukaryota; Metazoa; Arthropoda; Malacostraca; Decapoda; Portunidae.
CUUGGUGGCGUUUCACAAUAGUAUCAGGAUUUAUCGGUAUCUGUAACUAUCGUGCAGCAGGCAGCUGUGGGGUUGCCAACGGCGCACGGAGAGGAGGCGGUUGAGAGCCCUUCAGCACAGCCUGGCUUGAGCCCAGCGAACGGGAAGAGACAGGCCAGUGCAUACACAACUUGCGUGGUGAGAGGACGUGGGACAGCUUAGUGCAAUCCCUCGAGUGCAAUUGAAACCUAUUGAAGCAUUUAAACGCGAGUGUUUGGAAAAGUGUCUGUGGAUUAUCUAGUCAAGCAGGAGUACACACACUACACCCAGGAACUGACCAUGUGCCCUAGGUGGUGAGUAGCCAGGAUGCUGAGUGAAGGCCGUCGGGAGGGGCUUCGUCUGGCCCUGAACCGGUCGUUGAGCGAGCCAGGGGAGGCUAGUGGAGAAGCCGCAGUCCGCUGUCCAGUGUCGCUGCCGCAGCUGAUGGCGCCGCAAGUCGUAAGCAUGCCAGCGUCGCCGUGCGGAGAGAGCGCAACCAUCCAACGGUCGCUGCUGCUGCGGCGUGCCCGAGCCCUCCAGCCCGCCGAGGUGGCGCGCAAGCUCACCAAGACCAAGCCCAGGAACUUCCUGCUGGUGGAUCUCCGGCCAUUCAUCAGCUACAACCUCAGGCACGUCCGCAGUGCCAUAAACCUCAACUGCUCCGACCGAUUCAAUCGCAAGCGGCUGCAACUCAGACGCGCCUCCGUGGUGGACUUGGCGGUGUCCCCCUUUGGCCGCGACCAGCUGAAGAAGCGGUGCUACAAGGAAAUCAUCGUGUACGACGACGCUACAUCCGACCUGGAGGCGCUGCCGCCGACACACCCCGUCUACCUCGUUCUUACCGCCCUGCUGGAGGACAACAGGGAGCCGCUGCUUCUCAAAGGCGGCUUCCAGGCCUUCGAGCGCGCCUACCCCGAGUUGUGCGAGGAUGCCCUCAUGCGCACCAAGGAUGAAGUGGUGGACACGCACCUUGUGCCCUCCUACGACCCCUACAACAACUGCGUGGGCAUGGGUGUCGGCAUGGGCAUGGGCGGCAUUCCUCCCUCCCCGGGUAAUGAGGCCGCCAUUGAGCAGGCCCAGGCAUCCGAGGUCCUUCCCUUCCUUUACAUCGGCAACGCCCGGGACGCCCAAGACCUGAGGGUGCUGCAGGCGCUUGGCAUCACACGGGUAUUAAACGUGACCUCACACGUGCCCGGCUACCACCAAGACUCCGGCAUCUGCUACAAGACGCUGCCCGCCAUGGACUCCGGGCACCAGAACCUCAGGCAGUACUUCGACGAGGCCAUCCACUUCAUCGACGAGGCGAGGCAGUCCGGGGCACGCGUUUUGGUACACUGUCAGGCGGGUGUGUCUCGCUCCCCCACCAUCGUCAUCGCCUACCUAAUGAAGCACACACGCAUGACUAUGGUUGACUCCUACAAGUAUGUGAAAGCUCGCCGCAUCAUCAUCUCCCCGAACCUCAACUUCAUGGGCCAGCUGGUAGAUUGGGAGACUGCCCUCCAGGCCAACAAGACCGAGGCCGACUGCAAGCCUUGCCACCAGUGUCAGUGGCAGCGGCAGGAGGUCAAGAAAGUCCCCAACGCGUGCCAAGUAUGACAAUCGCCCUCUGGAAGCAGGACGGAGGAGCCGAGCACAGGCAGCUUGAGUCACAGGAACACAGAGACGGGCAUGGCGUCUGGCAGGAGGCUGGGGGAGUGCGGCUGCUGGAUCAAGCCGGAUGAAGGUGCUCUGCUCACCUCUUCCCAAGUGCCUGACACCACCUCCCAGCACCUCACCUCGCUGGCCCAGCAGCUGCACUCCAGCCUUCACGCGCACCCGCUCACCAGGCUGCUGCUGGAUGACCUGGAGGUGGACCUGGAAUCCGAGCAGAGACUACAAGCGAGCGAAACGGGCCUCACCGCACCCAGAGACCUGACAGGAAAAGGCGUGAGGCGCGACACCGGUGAAGUCAGACUCCAGGCCGCCAAGAGGUGCGACUUCGGAGACACUCAGUACGAGGACGCCAAGGAGGAGGGUGAGGGUGCCAGCGUCGCUAAGAGGCUGCGCACCGAACAAGUGUUCUGAGUUAGAAAAUCCUUCGUGGUGAUCAAAUCAAAGCCUCAAUCAGGGCCUUGGGGCACGUGUGUGGCUGUGGCAGGCUGGCGUGUGGGGGGCAUGGGGCGAGUGUGUGGUUCUCAGCAAACUGGAACGUUUGAAUCGAGGAAUCAGGAACCCUCCAGCCUUGGACUUCCAACGCGGGAUUGUUUUCCCCACAUUGUUGUCGACGACUGGUAGGAAGUGUUGACACUGAAGGUUGUGAAUAACAGUCAAAACUCCAUCUUCCUUCUUCAUCAAAAAGUGUACUACGUGUUUUGUUCCGUAAUAGCGUAAGGGAAGUUAAGGAACACAGUUGGUCUCAGGAGCGACGCGGUGAAUGCUUGAAUGAAUGUGUCACGAGGAGCGGGGCGCGACGAGACUCCCUCAGGCGGGCAGCUGUUUCUGACGCGGCAGUUCUGACAGCGCAGUAUUAGUACAGUAACAAAAAAGAAAAAGGAAAAAAAAAACUUGCCUUAACUAGCUUGUUGGACUGUAGCGAUCCAGGUUACUUGACUAGUUGUUUAUAACCCUGUUUGUCUUAGGUGACAAUUCUACAUUGCCUUAUCGAGAGCCUUUUCUCAAUAGUUUCUGACAAAUAUGAUGUGAUAGUCUCCCUGAGCCGGGUAGCUUUGGGUUUUCGUGCCCCGGGCCAGUUCCUCGUCCACCUCCCUCUCUCUCUCCCUUUCCUUCUCCCUUCCUUCCUUCCUCGAGGCGCCAGCAUCGUUGUGGCUGUCAGCUCGUUACACUGACCAAGCCUCAGGUGACGGCCGAGGGAGGCGUCGGUACACGGUCACCAAGACCGAGGUGCCUGACGAGGGAAUACAAGAAAAGGCCGUUAUCGCCGCUCGUGACUUGCCGGGCAGCCCUACACAGCAAGGCGGAUCAGGGGAUAGUUUAUCAAUCCACGUAAACUAUUGCUCUCUGGAUGCGUUUUUGCGGUCCCUUCUCUAGCAAGAGCCGUGGCGGCACCAGGAACGCUCUUGCCCUUGUUGUGCGUGGUGAGGGAAGCCGAGGAAGACCUAAGGCAAGCGCGGGGCGCUAUGAGGCUCAUGUCCCGGUGUGACGCGGCCCUUGGAGCAGCGGACAGCAACGGGGCGACGCGUGUACUUACGAUGCCUUCACUCAUUCAGGGCGAUUUGUAAGGGAUCUGAUGUAUUUACUACUGUGAGUGUGUCAGCAGUCAGUGGAGUUUGUAUUACGGCGUUUUUUUUUAUGUUAGAGUUAUGUAGUAAUAACCGGCUGAGUUGUGGUGAGCCAAGUGGCUGCCAAGCGCCGCACUCACUCAGGAAGCAGACAGGUGGCCGCCGCGCCGCCCUCGCAAGGCUCACUCUCUCCAGCAGACCAUUUCACUGCGGAUCUUUCUGUCUACCCAUCUCUCUAUAUAGAAAUAUAUACUGUAUAGAUAUGUUAUAUAUAUAUAUAUAUAUAUAUAUAUAUAUAUAUAUAUAUAUAUAUAUAUAUAUAUAUAUAUGCCAAUUUACUACAACAAAAGUCUUAUUAUUUAUGACACUUAGAAUUUUUAGUACAAAUGAAAAUAUUUACAUUAGUUUUUAGUCUGCAGUAAAUAAAUUGAAGUAUUGUGCCACUUGAGCUGUCCUUACCCCUAGUGAUGACGGUGCCGCCGCGUGCGUGCAGGCCUCGGGGCGGCCGGCGGGGCGCGGCCCAAGAUGGGUUGGAGUUGUACUAUAACGAAAACUAAAAAGAAGAAAAAAAAAGUUCUAGUCUUGUAUAAUUAGGAUUACUUAUUUUUUAUCCAGUCGAUUGUAUUUAUUACCCAUGAUUGAGUUCAAAUCAUGAUUAUUUAUUACCUAGGAAAUACAGGAUAAGCUUUAUAUAUCUACCCAUUAGUGAAGGAAACAAGACAAAAUAAAUGUUCAUACACACGCA